AUGCCUGAGUUCCACAGUACUAGUCAACAGGAAGUUUCUGAAAAAUUGCAUUAUAGGGAAAUAUCUCUUGAAGGUGCUUCAAACUUUGACCCAGCUGCAAGUGAUUCUUUUGAUGAGUUUACAGACUCAUUUUCUUACUUUGAACAAGUACUGACGGAAGCAAACAGUCUUCCAUUUUUAAGAAGCUAUGAUGGAAUGGGUACACAGAUAGCCACUAUGAUUUCACCAACAAAAACUGAUGACACAUGCUGGAAAAAUUGGCAGUAUCAUAGCUCUUCAACUACUAUCAGUACCAAUGAAGCAUUCGAGAACAAUACUCCAAAUAAUACUAUACAUAACUACAACCUUCAACAAUAUGACCUCAGUAACGAUAAUAAACACUUACCCAAAAAUGAACUUUCCGUUAUUAGACAAUCCCUGAAUAUUUUAAGUCAGUUGAAUAACGAAUAUGUUGAAACAGCGAACCCAACUGAUUUAACUUGCAAUUCUUUGGAUUUAAAUCACUACAAAACAAAAUGUAUCGCACGGAAUAACGAAAGCACUAGGACAGGAUCAGAAGAGAUUGGUUCCAAGUUGCUUUCUCUUAAAAGUGAGCCAUUGAUUACGUGUUUGUUUGAAUCUAAAUAUGAUUAUUCAUCGAGAGAAGACCAAAUGUCUAGCCAACAAGGACAAGAAAGUAUUACAAAUUAUGCUCUUCUGGAAGAUUCAAAUAAACUCUAUACAAUGAGUAGUCAAUACUAUGUGUCUAGAGGAGAAGAAGAAAAAAUAGUGAACGCCAAUGUCAUUGAAAACGAACACCCCGGUCAGUAUUUUGUAUCAAACACAAACCAAGCCAUUGGCGUUUCAUUAUCUUCACCCAAUCUAGAAACGCCCCUUAAAAGUGCGGAACUAGCACCCGCCGUAUCAGUGAAUAUUAUCAAUCCAAGAGACACGUACGAGCUACUCCAAAAGAACGUUUUUUUGAAUUGCUUGCCAACCGUUUUCGAAGAUGCUUUUCAUUUAAGAAAAAUUGAGCAUUCAAGUCAUAUUUGCGAUGGUUGCUUCAAAAUUACAAAAACAUCUUAUGGAUGCUCAAAACAGUUGGUUCCAACACUUCCAAACUUGAAAACAUUCGAAAAUUAUAACUCACCAAAUGGAUACACUUUGGAAUUUGCUCAAAAACACGGUAGUGACGCGUAUAUAUAUAUAUCUACAGAGAUGAAGAACGAUUACGAUCCAAAAAUUAAAAGAUAUUAUAAGAAGCAACAAUACACAGAAUCCGGAAAGAGACUUAAAAGAGAUUAUCCUUCACUUUGUCCUUUCUGUAAAGUAAGUGAUGUUCGGUCUUUUGAUCAACUUUUCUAUGAACGGAAUAAUUCGUGUUACCGAGGCCAUCUUAUCAAUACACAUGGUAUUAGUUCGUCAGGUGAAGUAGCAAAGCUUCCACAAUCCGGAUUUGUUUGCUAUAAGCUUGGAAAAAACAUCUGGUCCGAAACGGUAGGUUUUAGGUGUCCUUAUGAGGGAUGUAAUGUCUGUUUCCUCAAAGGUGACAAAACCCACGGUUUCCAUGAGUAUAUUAGACAUUGGAAUAGGUCGCAUAUUUCGCAUAAACAGAACCGCAUAUGA
Molecule: messenger RNA, 1605 nt
Organism: Pichia kudriavzevii
Lineage: Eukaryota; Fungi; Ascomycota; Pichiomycetes; Pichiales; Pichiaceae
Exons: 1
Coding region: 1-1605 (534 amino acids)
Source: RefSeq, a predicted model, not a curated record